AUGCCCGUGACAGGCUAUGGCGGACAGAAUGGUGCACUGGCCUUGGAUCUACAGCACAUGAACGAUUUCAGCUAUAAUCCGGCAGACCAAACUGUCACUUUUGGACCGGGUAACAAACUGGCCGACCUGGAUGUUCAGCUUGCGGCCAUUGACAGGGUCAUGGCUUACGGCGUGGUGGGUGACAUUGGUACUGGUGGCCAUAUUGCAAUUGGAGGAUUGGGCCCUCUAUCACGACUUCUCGGAUUGGCAUCAGACCAGGUUGUGUCAGUUCAAUGCGUUCUCGCCGAUGGAAGUAUCGUCACCGCAUCCGAGUAUGAGCAUCCAGACCUCUUCUUCGCAGUCCGAGGCGCGGCGUGGUCUUUCUGCAUCAUGACAGAGAUCCAAAUGCAAACCUCACCGCCACCCAGCGCUGUCACGCAAUUUCAGUACAAUAUCACUGUUGGCAGAAUCGCGGACCUGGCAGAUACAUUCAAGAAGUGGCAAGUCCUGAUCGCCGAUCCUGGACUCUCGAGAUACUUUGCUGCAACGUUGACGCUGCUAGAGGGCGUUAUGAUCUUCGCGGGAACGUUCUUUGGUGAUGAUGCUGCUUUCAACCAACUGAAUUUGGAUCUUAUACCCUUUGGCCAGGAGCAUCUUGGCAUCACGGUGACCAGCCGUGUCGUGACGGGACUCAUACACAGCCUUUCGGAUCUGAUAUACGAUAUCGGUGGCUCCAUCCCUGCGCACUUCUACUCGACCGAUUUGAAAUACACAAGACAGACUUUGCUCUCUGAUGCCGCCGUUGAUCAGCUAUUCCAGUAUCUGGAGUCUGCCGACAAGGGAACUCUGAUCUGGUUCAUCGUUUGGGAUCUCAACGGAGGCCGUAUUGAAGAGAUCCCACAAUCGGCAACAGCAUAUUGGCACCGCGAUGCAAUCCAUUUCCAACAAGGCUAUGUUGUCAAUCCUCUUGGUCCAGUGAGCCCUGUGUCCCGUCAAUUCCUAAUCGGUCUCAAUCAACUCUGUCGACAGCUGCGGCCUGGUAUCGACGAGAGUGCCUAUCCCGGCUACGUGGAUCCCUUUUUGCAGGAUCCUCUUACCGCGUAUUGGGGAGGCAAUGUUCCCAGACUGAUCCAGAUCAAAGGAAUCUAUGAUCCUCGAAACACCUUCAGAAACCCUCAGAGUAUUCCGCCACCGCCUGGCGUUUAG
Messenger RNA from Cercospora beticola, 1185 nucleotides. RefSeq names its product FAD-binding oxidoreductase. Gene Ontology annotation, molecular function: oxidoreductase activity; FAD binding. Lineage: Eukaryota; Fungi; Ascomycota; Dothideomycetes; Mycosphaerellales; Mycosphaerellaceae. The record is from RefSeq and is a predicted model, not a curated record.